Cygnus atratus (black swan) is the source of this 2381-nucleotide messenger RNA. It is a transcript of the gene SLC35F2, whose product is annotated as solute carrier family 35 member F2. Gene Ontology annotation, molecular function: transmembrane transporter activity. The record is from RefSeq and is a predicted model, not a curated record. Gene Ontology annotation, cellular component: membrane. The transcript is spliced from 8 exons. Gene Ontology annotation, biological process: transmembrane transport. The coding region runs from base 76 to 1263 and encodes 395 amino acids. NCBI's taxonomy places the organism in Eukaryota, Metazoa, Chordata, Aves, Anseriformes, Anatidae.
GGUCAGGACCGGCAGGCAGCGCCCCGGAGCUCCUUCCCUCACGGCGGGCACAGGGCUGCGGGGCAGCGCCGCGGCAUGGAGGCUGCCGGGGCUGGAGCCGAGGCCGAAGCCGGGGCUGGAGCCGAGGCCGAAGCCGGGGCUGAGGCGCCCCAAGAGGCCGCCGCUGCCCCUCGGCGCCGGCUGCUGGCGCUGCUCGGGGCCAAGCUGUGCACAUGGCAUAUUCUGAAAACCAUCCUUCUGGGCCAGAUGCUCUCCUUGUUUAUCUGUGGGACUGCUGUUACAAGCCAGUACCUAGCGGAACAGUACCAAGUGAACACUCCCAUGUUGCAAAGUUUUAUCAACUAUUUUUUGCUUCUUCUAGUUUAUACAACAAUACUGGCAUUUAGGACUGGCGAUGACAGUCUUCUUAAAAUUUUGAAGCAGAGGUGGUGGAAGUACCUGUUUUUGGGACUGGCUGAUGUCGAAGCCAAUUACACGAUUGUGAAAGCCUACCAAUACACGACCCUCACAAGCGUGCAGCUACUGGAUUGUUUCGGGAUCCCUGUGCUGAUGGCUUUGUCCUGGUUCAUUCUCCGUGCAAGAUACCGACUGAUCCAUUUUAUCGCAGUUGCCGUCUGCUUGCUGGGUGUAGGAACAAUGGUGGGUGCAGACAUUUUGGCAGGGAGGCAAGACAGUGAAGGAAGUGACGUGGUGAUUGGAGAUGUCUUAGUUCUUCUGGGUGCUUCUUUGUAUGCCAUAUCUAAUGUGAGUGAGGAAUACAUUGUGAAAAAUCUGAGCAGAGUGGAGUUUCUAGGAAUGGUGGGCUUGUUUGGGACUAUUAUCAGCGGUCUACAGCUAGCCAUUGUGGAACAUAGGGAUAUAAUGAGAAUUCAAUGGAACUGGAAAAUAGCGUUACUGUUUGCAGUGUUUGCCCUGUGUAUGUUUGGGCUGUACAGCUUCAUGCCAGUAGUGAUUAAAGUUACGAGUGCGACCUCGGUCAACUUGGGCAUUCUGACUGCGGACCUCUACAGCCUUUUCUUUGGACUUUUCCUGUUUUACUACAAAUUUUCAGGUCUUUAUAUCCUGUCCUUCGUCAUCAUCAUGGUGGGCUUCAUCUUGUACUGCUCCACUCCGACUCAGACUGCAGAGCCCACUGCCAUGCCGCAGCCGCGCAGCACCGGCUUGGACAACGCUGGGCUGAAGCUUGAGGAAAACGACAGCCAAACGCCGGUUGUAACCGUGCAGUUCACAAGAGACGAAUCUGUGGUGGUCAGCACUGAUUAAAAAAAUGGCAGCGUUUCAACACAGAGCUUUUAUUUUACUGCCAAAGUUUUCUUCAAAUAUUAAUCUGGAGAACUGUUCUACUGCCAAGGCGCAUGUCAUGCUGCGCUGGUUUUAAUGCACCAGAUAGACUUUUUAAGGCCAGAUCUUCAAUCAGUGAAACUGUAUUGAUUUACCCUUGCAGAAAAUCUGGCCCUAUGAAGAAGACAGAGUAAUAUUUAUGUGGAGUCUCUGGGAAGUGAGAGACUGUUAUUUUUAAAUGCUUAAUUAACUUAACAGCAAAUGCUUGGGGGAAAAAGCCAAAGAAUGUUCUCAGGUUGCUAACUGGAGCAAAUAUACUUUGUAUUGCAUUAGGGACCUAAAUCUGCAAGAUGCUGUUGGGGGGCUUCAUGGUUCCCACUCCUCAGUGCCGGGUGCCCUCACAUAGCAUCUUGCAAAAGCCACUCAGCUUUUCAUGGGAUCUAGCGCUGCGAGCCGUGUUAUCUGCACACACCUUCCACGUGCUGAUGGACUUCGUUUAUCUGCUGAAGGCUUUUGCUUCUGACAUUCCAGUCAAAUGUUUGUCUCUUCAUAGUCCUGCAUUCUUUGUCGCAGCUGGGGUUGCUGCAGAGAACAAGUAUUUUAUUUUUUAAUUUUGCUUAUACAGGCAGUUUGAGCCUGUGUUUUUAUAAUCCCUUCUUUUUCUCUCAGUAGCCUGCUCUUUGGUGCGUUCCCACUAGGUGGAGGAGACAGACAGUCCUCUAUCCCGUAAGAACUGAUUUUACUUUUUUUUGUGGAUGAAACAGCAAGUGUUUGAACUGAAGUUCACUUCUCAGUGAGGUUCUCCUUGAAAUGGGACAUAUUUCUGCAGAAAGGUUUGAAUAAAAUUUGCAUUUCUAAAAAAUUUUUGAGGUCUUAGGCAAUCCUCAUUGCAACGAUAAUGACAUAAUCUCCCAAAGGUUAAGUGCUUUCAGUAGAUUCAUUUGCAGUUUUACUCCCCCUCUUCAUAUUUACAAUAAAAUGUUUAAAAUUCAUGAAACUGCAGUUUUCACAUCAGUAAAACCAUAUGGGGAUCUUUUUUGUACAAAUCUUCACAGUUCAGGCAUAUGAAGUAACAAUGAAUAAAGUUUUCAGCAGCUGAA